AUGUCGACCUCUAAGCAGCACGAUAAUGCUUCCGAGAAGCAGAAAUACCAGACGCUUGAGGAAUGGGUGAACGAGAGCCCCGACCAUGUGACGAAGAGAAUUCGCAAUCUUCAUCGCAUCCCAGAAGUUCCAGACAACAAGGUGCUCUCAGACGAGGUCAUAUUCCUCAAUGGCAAGGCCGCGGACUACUUUUUCUAUCGCUUGGGGACGCGCUCAGUCACUGCCAAAGACAUCGGCAUCGACGAACACGGUCGUAUCAUUCUCAAGACAGAAUACACCAGAUUCAUUCGCAUGAUCGUCGAUCGUGUUUUCACACUGCCCGGAAUCCACUCGUGUCUGAGAAGCGUGUCGGAUCUUGCUUCUUACGCGCAAAGCGGCGUGGAGAACGGGGUUGAUGGAAUGGAUUUCGACAUACUCGAGGAGAAAUGCUGCGCAGCCUACGAACUACUCUCCCCAAGGGUGUCAGAAAUUGGGGAAGCCAUGACAUGUUUGGACCCUGGCUCGUGGUUCGACCCACCAUUGGACUCAGACAUCCGGAAAAGUACAGAAGUUCUGAGGGAUACCGUUGAGCUGUUCCAUCUAAGCGCUUCUGAAUUCGAAGAGCUGGAAAAGCUCAUGCAAGAUCCUCAGCCAUCACCUACAGUCUGUGAUCGUCUACAAUACGGAUUCUAUUCACUCGAAGAGUUGGGGGAGGUCAUUGAACAUCUUCAGAACGAUAUUUCCUUUUAUCGCAAGUGUCGUUCAGCUUGCCUCCAACCCAUCACCGAGCACUUGGAAUCAAACCAAGAGCUGGAACCUACACACGAUCAGCCCACAUUUCAUUCCAAUGACAACAGCACCGACAGCUCGAUCAGCAUCCCAGAGUCCCAGAAGUCUCAAUUGUCGCCGAAUCAACAACGGCAGAUCGUCACCAACUCCAAGCCAUUCCCGACUUUGACAUUGCUUUCCAUCUUGACGGUCUCCAUCGUCCUCAACAUCUUCCUGUUGUACUAG
Molecule: messenger RNA, 993 nt
Organism: Sordaria macrospora k-hell
Lineage: Eukaryota; Fungi; Ascomycota; Sordariomycetes; Sordariales; Sordariaceae
Source: RefSeq, a predicted model, not a curated record